ACAACUUUGAGAACUGAGCUGCAGAGCAGAGAAUAUCAUCUGGGAAACUUGAAGAUGAAGUACUUUCUUCUGCCAGCUCAUUUAGCAUUUCUCUAUAGCUUUGCCCUAAGUAAACCUGUCCAGAUAGCUACAAGAAACAAUGACUUAGGUAGUGAAAUAGCUGUGUAUGAGGGAGACAUCCUCUUGAGAAGAGGACGACGCAGUGCAAUUAACUGUGAGAGUUGUUUAUGGCCCAAGUCACAAGAUGGACUAGUCAAGGUUCCAGUUAACAUCUCUUCUGAUUUCUCAAUAACAGAGAGGUCUUGGAUAGCUGAUGCUCUGCAAGAGAUCUCCACACUGACGUGCGUGCAGUUUGUAAAUCGCACUACAGAAACAGACUACGUGUAUGUUGAACGUGGGCAGAGCUGCUGGUCUUACUUUGGAAAAAUUGGAGGACGUCAAGCAGUAGGCCUGGUGAAAAAUGGUUGCAUGGAUAAGGGAGCAAUUCAGCAUGAAAUGAACCACGCGCUGGGUUUCAUCCAUGAACAGGCACGGAGUGAUCGGGACAGGUUUGUCAAGAUUAUGUGGGAACACAUAGUGGCAGGGGAACAAGGGAACUUUGGUAAAAUGAAUUCCAGAAACCUUGGUCUUCCCUAUGACUACUCUUCAGUGAUGCACUAUGGCGCGUAUGAUUUCUCCAGCACUCCAGGGAAACCAACUAUUGUACCAGUUCCUGACCCCUCAAUACCCAUUGGGCAGAGAGAAGGACUGAGUAACUUGGAUGUAGCCAAAAUCAACAAGCUCUACAAGUGCAAUUGCUGUAGCUCUGUGCUGCCUAAAUCCAAAGGCUCGUUCUCCUCUGUCAGUUACCCCUCUCCAUAUCCGAACAACAGCAACUGUCUGUGGUUGAUCCGCAUCCGUCGAAGUAAGGUUUUCCUGCAGUUUGAGGCUUUUGAUCUCCAACCUUCCUCAGACUGUUCUUCUGACUAUAUAAAAAUUUACAACGGAAACAGCAGGAAUUCCCCUGUCUUGCUGGACAAGUACUGUGGGAAGGGUCCACUGCCAUCCUUAGUGGCAUCUGGAUCAACAAUGCUGGUGGAGUUUGCAAGUGAUGAGAGCAUUGCAGCCACAGGAUUCAAAGCCUCCUACAACAGGGUGAAUUGUGGAGCCACUUUCAGAGAUUCAAAUGGAGUCAUCACUUCUCCAAACUACCCCAAUAAAUACCCCAAAAACAGAGCAUGCUUCUGGAUCAUCAGUUCUCCAGUAGGAUACAAGAUAUCUCUUAAAAUGUUAUCCUUUGAGCUGGAAUACAGUGACAGAUGCACCUAUGACUACUUGCUCAUACAUGAUGGAAGCCAGCUUACAUCACCUGCAGUUGGCCCUUACUGUGGGACAGAGAAGGUUGAAGACUUUACUUCCACUGGGAACUUUGUGCUGGUUGAAUUUCACAGUGAUAUAGUUUGGGAGUUGCCUGGAUUUGUGAUGAGUUAUACAUUUGAUAGGUGUGAAGUACCUUGUCUGUAGAGAAAAAUCUUCCUCCUCUGAGGAGAUGGCUGAAGAGGAGAAAGAAAUCACCACCGUAAACAGCUAGCACUUUGCCUUGAUUUGAUGUAUUCAGAAUUAAAUGCUAAUGCCAAACUGAGAGAUGCCAAAAUGUAAUAAAUAAUAAAAGGUUUUGCUGAAAUUAUGCCUUUGUGAAGAAGAGCACGUGGAAAAUGCCAAUUUGCUUUCAUGGUGCUAGGAAGGCAGCCAAGAAAAUUUUGAAUUAUGAUGACAUUUUUGUGUGUGUGUAGUUUUGGGGGUUUUUAAGGAUCUGUAAUGUCUUGCUUUUUAAGCACCAGGUUAAUUUUCACCCACAGAGGUCUGAUAAUUGAUAAAUUAUGGACAUGAGGGUCUAGAGCUCGCUUGCAUCAUGGUAGGAAAGUGCAUGCACAGCAGGCAACAAAUAUUUGUAGUUCUUACAAGUUCCUGUCUUCUGGUUAUAAAAAGCAUCCCUUCAAUUAAUUUGGCUCACUAUUUAGAUUGGCACCUUUUUGGAGAAUGUAAUAAUUUCAGCAGCAUGACAGAAAAUUAAACUCUACUUCUAUUUUUAACCUCAACUUCAGAAUGUAAAAAUGCUAAUUCUUCUCCCUGAGUCUGGGGACUUUCAUGGAGGUGCAAAAGUAAUAAUCCCGUGACAAGUCUGAUUGUAUAACAAAGUUGAAUGGAUCCCUAUUUUAAAUAGAUAGUGCUGAACUGCUUUGUAACUUGAAUAUUACUUUAGAUUCCCUUCCCAUGGCCUGAUGUGGGACCCUACAUAGGUCCAAUGUUUUAGAUGUUCACUCAUAUUUAGUAAAAGAGUGUGAAUAACAUGUUCAAACAGCAAUAUACUACAUAUAGGAAUAUUGGUCUUGCAAUUUGUUCCUAGAAAUAUGGCUUUAAGUAAAUGUGGCAAUAUGAGUUGAUCAGGGUGCUUUAUUUGUAAGCGAGCUCUUCAACAGUAACAAUGUAGAAACACAUUCCUGAAUGUACACACAGGCUGAAAUAUAACAUGAUGAAUAAGUUCUCUCUUUCACAGAAAAGACUUUUCAGUCUGAGAUCUAAGGUUCUGCUUUUAAUGAUUUCUGUUAGGGGUGCUUGCUAACGGCUUGCCUUAAGGGAUAUGCACAUUAGCUGGAGCUUCUACACGUGCUCCAAAACACCUCCUGACCCUCCACAGACAUCAAAACCUCUCAUUAUUUCUAAAAUCUCAGGUUUCCUGACAGUAAUCUCUACUUUAGUUAUCCAUUACUCAUCUAUAAAUCUGUGGCCCACCAAACAGGAAAAUCCAAGGUAGAAAACAUCCUCAUGAAUGGCAUUCUUCCUUUUUAAAAUGAUGGCCACUCACCUUGGCCCACAGUUGGUUGUGAAUCAAAAAUGGAGAAGCUGUAGGAUUCACAAACCCUCCUAAGGGCUUAGGUGUAACCCAAAUGCACAGUGUAAGGGGACUUGCAUCUAACAGACAAUAAUCCUUCCACAACAGCCAUUGCCCAUAUAUAUAAACAUUGUAUAUAAGCUUGCUCUUAAGAUUCAUAGUCUGAGAUGUAAGAAUUAAGAGUAAUCAGCCAGUAGAAACAAUGAACAGUAUAGCCAAAAGUUUAGGAUUCAAAUACCACCAUAGGAAGAUUUUCAGAGGUUCUAAUGAAAGUUCAGCACUCACUCAACACACUUUUGAAAUCCAACAUGUACGAAUUUAACCUUAAAAACCAGAAGUAUCUAGCAGUGAUGAAUUUAUUAUUACCUUAAUUGCGUACAAACCCAGAUCUCUUUAAAGAGAGACACACUUCCAGAAGCCUGUGUGUGUGGAAGAAAUAGGAGUGUUUGUGUCCAGAUGUUCUGCUCUUACCUGCUUUGAGACUGUCCUGGUUCCUACGCGGGAGGCAAAUCAGAGCCUUCAAGUGUUAUGCUUUUGUAGUC
Myiozetetes cayanensis is the source of this 3414-nucleotide messenger RNA. Its product is annotated as embryonic protein UVS.2-like. Bases 55 to 1503 code for a protein of 482 amino acids. The record is from RefSeq and is a predicted model, not a curated record. Gene Ontology annotation, molecular function: metalloendopeptidase activity; zinc ion binding. The transcript is spliced from 12 exons. Gene Ontology annotation, biological process: proteolysis. NCBI's taxonomy places the organism in Eukaryota, Metazoa, Chordata, Aves, Passeriformes, Tyrannidae.